Messenger RNA from Elgaria multicarinata webbii, 3280 nucleotides. RefSeq lists its product as uncharacterized. Bases 831 to 2012 code for a protein of 393 amino acids. The transcript has 5 exons. NCBI's taxonomy places the organism in Eukaryota, Metazoa, Chordata, Lepidosauria, Squamata, Anguidae. The record is from RefSeq and is a predicted model, not a curated record.
CCAAUCAAACAAAGAAGGCACGAGCUUUUGCAAACAGCUGCUGAAGCCUCGUCAGCAGUAGCAGGUCUGUGCAAAGUUGGGGAGGAUCAAGCAACGUUGUUGCAGAUCAGACUUCGCUGAGAGCUGCAACAGCAGCAGCAGCGUUUCUCUUGCGGGAUCAACCCGGAUCCCUGCACGAAACAGCUAAGGUCGCAAUCCUGAACACGCUUUAUUUAGGAAGCCAGCUCCGUUGAAGGUUGUGGGACCUUACCUUCUGCGAGUAAGCAUGCCCAGGACUGCUUUGCGCGCCUGGCAGGCGUAGAGAUCGUGAGGACUGGGAGAAUCGUUUUUGGUUUAGAGCAGGUUCUGUGUGUACUGAGUGAACGCUGGAUCAGCUCUGUCAACUCCUGUUCCAAUGGAUGAUAGAAGAUCCAUCUUCACUACGGCAGAGGGAUCUUCAGCUGUCCUUCUGCUUCCCUCUUGCUUCUCUUCUAAGGGAGACAUGUAUGCCUAAAAUGCAUGGAUGCUUGUUUCACAUAAGUACCAAUGGCCAGCUCAGUAGGCAGUUUUCUCUGUUGCUUUCAGAAUCGAUUUCAUCUCCGGAGCACCUGUGUGGGGCCAGUUCCUAAAAGAUGAUGCCGCUGGAACUCUUGAGCUGCAGCUCCUUUUGAUGUAGGAAGCUACACCAACUACUUUCCUGGUGCCAUCUUGCUCAGUUGGUUUGCUGCUCCCGCAACAUUUACAUCGGCAGAUCUGUGGCUCAUGUGGUGCUGGCGUAUCCUGGCUUUGGUUGCGUUUUUAAAACAGCCCGCUUACUUGCAAUGUAGCUGCCAGCAACACCAAAGACCACCAUGGGUCGCUUAAAUGACCAGGCCAAGAAACGCAUUGUGGAGUUGCGCAAGGCCGGUUUGAGUUUCCGCAAGAUCAAAAAGGUGCUGGAGCUAGAUAACAUCCGCGUCACCCCGCAAGCCAUCUACCUCUUCCUAAAGCGCAAGAAUGUGGAGCCCAGCCCACCGCCACCCCCAGCUUCCCGUCCACUGCCGCCUCUCGAGAAGGGAAGCCAGAAUACUCUUAUGGGCCAAGCUGGUUGGGAGGAUGACCAGCUCUGGAAGCUACUCCAGGAAAACGAAGUUGAGCACCAAAAUCCAAGAGAUGGUGGCUGCCCUGCUGGAGUUGGCCCAAGCAAUGAGAUGCCACCCCAUUGUAAUGACCAACAAGACAGCAAGGGCGGCAUCAAGAUUGUCAGUGUGACCUCCCUGAGCAUAGAUGGGGGGCAGUUUGGGAAGCAGAAUGCCGCUCAAGGUGGCCUUGCUGUGGGAUCGCAGCUGGGCCCAAGUCUUGGUGACAACUGCCCCCUGCCAAAAGCUUCCAUGUCGGUUAGUUGCUCAGCUCCAGUUCUACCUGCAGCCCCUCAACCUAAUACAAACGGCAAAGGGAAAGUAUUUCUGCCUCCCGCUAAGAAUCCUGCCUUAAUCGUGAAGAGGAAGAUAGUAGGCCGCGCUAUCCAUCUCCAGAAAAAGGCAAACGUCCAAAAUGGGCAGACUCUGUGUAGUUCUACACCUGCCCUGCCCUUUAUGCUGCGGAUACCACCAACCAGUCAUUCUUCCAGGGAGAUGACCCCUGCCGUGACUGCAUCUCUUGGUUGCAGUACACAGACUAAAGAUGCUGUUACUCAGACUUCCACAUUUAACCCCAUGAACUCUGCAGCCCAUCAAAAUGCUCAGUGGGGAGGUCAGACGGCUCCUGCCGCCAGCUCUCAGCCCCUAGCGGAGAAACUGGACACGGUGCACGCUGAGCUCCAGAAACUUGCGCAAGCCAUGCACGUGGUUUUGGAGCGCCAGUGUCGGCUGGAGCGCCAGCAGGAGCAGCAGCAACGCUUCCAGCAGGAGGUGCUGAUGACACUGCAGCAGCUCAGUUCCACCAUCAGCCAGGGCGCCGUCCCCGCCAACCCACCCUGCGCGCCUUACGGAAACUUGGCCGACCCCUCUCCACCUUUGCCGAAUUUCAGCCAGUUCAAGAUGGAACUGAUCUGAUCACUCGUGGGGAGACGGCAGCAGAGAAAAACAAAGGGGGCAUUUUCAUGGUCCACGGCUUCUGUGCGCUUCGCCUGGCUUCCAUCUUCCUGGCACCCACGCCCUAGCCGCUGCCUGCUCAAGAGGCCCUGCCUGUAGAAGAUGCUGAAAUGACAGGGGGAAAGGGGUUGGGAAUUGUUUUCUUUCCUUUCCCCUCUCAUAAUACUAGAAAACUCUCCCCCCCCCUCUCCCCCCAGGUCAUCCAAUGAAGCGGAGUGGUGGCAGAUUCAGCACAGAUAAAAGGAAGUCCUCCUGUUAAAUUUGCAACUGCCGGGUGUUGGGAUGGCCACCAAUUUGAAUGGCUUUAAAAGGGGGUUGGAUGAAUUCCUGGAGGAAAAAGCUAUCAAUGGCUACUAGUCCUGCUGGCUCUAUGCUACCUCCAGUAUCAGAGGCAGUAGGCCUCUGUAGACCAGUUGCUGGGGAACAUGGGCGGGAGGGUGCUGUUGCACUCCUCUCCUGCUUGUGGGUUUCCUGUGAGCUGCUCUUUGGUCACUGUGUGAACAGAAUGCCCGACUAGAGACGGCUUCGGUCUGAUUCAGCACGGCUCUUACGUCCUCAGUCAUGCUAGAAUGUUAAUGGGCAGCUUCCGGCCUUGCCGCCAUCUCCACUCAACCAGGACGGUGGGAAAUAAUGUGCAGGUCUUAUUUUUUUGGCAUAGCACUAAGACUUAAAGGACUUUAUAUAAAUAUUACGAAUGUCCCAAGGAAAGCCUUUAUCACUGCUGUCGACGGGUGGCAACGUAUGAACAGCGGAGGUCGUGCUUGGGGAACUCUAGUCUGGUGAUCCCAAAACUACAGGUCAAAGGAAUCAUUCACGUGCCGUAAGUUGGGCAGAAAUGUGCCUUGGAUAAAGUAAGCUAUGUUGGCGACCUCCCCCACUCCCUGUGCCCAUCAGAGUGUAAAUUUCUUCCCUCUUUCCCAAAUGUGGACAGUGGGACCACCUCCCAUUUUAAUUGAGAAAUUUGAUUCAGAGGGAGACAGUGUGGUGUAGUGGUUAGAGGGUUAGACUAGGACCUGGGAGAGCUGGGUUCUAGUCCCUACUCUGCCUUGAAGUUCAGUGGGUGACCUUGGGCCAGUCACUGACUCUCAGCCUGACCUACCUCACAGGGUUGUUGUGAGGAUAAAAUGGAGAGGACCACCACCGUGUAAACUACCUUGGGUUCCUUGUAAACGGGGAAAAGACAGGUUAUAAAUGUAAUUAAAAAAAUAAAAGGCUCUCCUAGUGACAUA